Molecule: messenger RNA, 6078 nt
Organism: Toxotes jaculatrix (banded archerfish)
Lineage: Eukaryota; Metazoa; Chordata; Actinopteri; Toxotidae
Gene: trappc9
Product: trafficking protein particle complex subunit 9
Exons: 23
Coding region: 72-3521 (1149 amino acids)
Cellular component (GO): trans-Golgi network
Source: RefSeq, a predicted model, not a curated record
GUGUCUCUAAAGGCUGGUCCAAAGAAGGAAGCUGAGAAAUUUGACAGGACACUGCUAAGCCACAUGUGAAGAUGAGCGUCCCAGACUACAUGCAAUGCGCCGAGGACCACCAGACAGUGCUUGUGGUGGUCCAGCCAGUCGGCAUAGUCCCCGAGGACCAGUUCUUCAAGAUCUACAAACGCAUUGCCAGCGUGAGCCAGGUGAGCAUCAGAGAUUCGCAGCGCCUCCUCUACAUCCGCUACCGCCACCACUACCUGCCUGAGAACAACGAAUGGGGUGACUUCCAGACGCACCGCAAGGUGGUGGGCCUCAUCGCCAUCACCACCUGCGGCUCAGCUAAGGAGUGGCCUCAGACCGCCGAGCGCUUCCACGGCCAGAAGGAAGUGUACAGCUCCACGCUGUAUGAUUCGCGGUUGCUAGUGUUUGGGCUACAGGGAGAGAUUGCAGAGCAGCAGCGCACAGAUGUGGCCUUCUACCCGAGCUUUGAAGACUGCUCUGAUGUGGAGAAGAGAGUGGAAGACUUUGUGGAGUCCAUAUUUAUUGUUCUGGAGUCCAAGCGGCUCGACCGGGCCACAGACAAGUCUGGGGACAAGAUCCCUCUGCUGUGUGUGCCCUUUGAGAAGAAGGACUUUGUGGGUUUGGACACAGAUAGCAGGCAUUACAAGAAGCGUUGCCAGGGACGGAUGAGGAAGCACGUCGGGGACUUGUGUCUCCAGGCAGGCAUGCUGCAGGACGCCCUGGUCCACUAUCACAUGGCUGUGGAACUGCUCAGAGGGGUUAAUGACUUCCUGUGGCUGGGUGCUGCGUUGGAGGGUUUGUGCUCGGCGUCUGUUAUAUUCCACUACCCUGGAGGCACAGCAGGGAAGACGGUCGGACGCAAGCCAAGCAUCUCCCAGCCAGCAGAUGCAGGGAAACGCCACAGACCAGGGGCUCAGGAGGUUCUCAUUGACCCAGGUGCCCUCACAGCCAACGGCAUUAGUGCAGACACCAGCACGGAGAUUGGACGAGCAAAGAACUGCCUGAGUCCCGAGGACAUUAUCGAGAAAUACAAAGAGGCCAUCUCCUACUACGGAAAGUAUAAGAAUGCAGGUGUGAUCGAGCUGGAGGCCUGUGUGAAGGCAGUCAGGGUGCUUGCCAUUCAGAAGAGGGCCAGGGAGGCCUCUGAGUUCCUGCAGAAUGCUGUCUACAUCAACCUGGGACAGCUAUCAGAGGAGGAGAAGAUCCAGCGUUACAGUAUCCUGUCUGAGCUCUACGAACUGAUUGGCUUCCAUCGCAAGUCUGCGUUUUUCAAGCGCGUUGCAGCUAUGCAGUGUGUGGCUCCCACCAUCCCUGAGCCCGGCUGGAGGGCCUGCUACAAGUUGCUACUGGAGACAUUGCCCGGAUACAGCCUGUCACUUGAUCCCAAGGAUUUCAACAAAGGUACUCACAGAGGCUGGGCUGCUGUACAGAUGCGCCUCCUGCAUGAACUGGUGUACGCCUCGCGUCGCAUGGGCAACCCUGGUCUGUCUGUACGCCACCUGUCCUUCCUGCUGCAGACCAUGCUGGACUUCCUGUCUGAUCAAGAGAAGAAAGAAGUGACCCAGAGUCUGGAGAACUACACCUCCAAGUGUCCGGGAGGAAUGGAGGUCAUCACCCUGCCCGAUGGCCUGAAGCUUUCUCCGGUGCCCUUUACGAAGCUUCCCAUUGUCCGAUCAGUGAAGCUCCUCAAUCUGCCUGUGAGUCUGCGCCCCCACAAAGUGAAAGGCCUGCUGGGACAGAACAUGUCCACUGCCAGUCCCUUCAUCUACUCGCCAAUCAUCAUGCACAACAGAGGAGAGGAGCGCUGUAAGAAGAUAGACUUCCAGUGGGUUCAGGGAGAUGUUUGUGAAGUGCAGCUCAUGGUCUACAACCCAAUGCCUUAUGAACUUCGAGUAGAGAACAUGGGUUUGCUGACCUCUGGAGUGGAGUUUGAAUCCCUGCCUGCUGCACUGUCCCUGCCCGCAGAGUCCGGCCUGUACCCCGUCACCCUGGUCGGCGUCCCACGUACAGCUGGCAACAUCACUGUCAACGGUUACCACACGUCGGUGUUUGGUGUGACCAGCGAUUGCCUUCUGGAGGGCCUGCCUGGUGUGAAGACUAGUGGCUGUUUGGUGGAGGUCGUUCCCUCCCUCCCUCGCCUCCAGCUCAGCACCUCACUACCACGGUCAGCGCACACGCCUCAUCCCAUGUCCAAAGAAGAGCUGUCGAGCACCGUGUCUGUCCAGCUCUUCAACGGAGAGACCCAGCAGCUCACCAUCACCUUGGAGAACAUUGGAUCUGAGGACAUCGAGACUCUGGAACUUACCUCCAAGAUUGUCAACACCAAAGAGAAAGUAUUUGGAGAGUUUCUGAGUUGGGAGCUGGAGGAGCCCUUGUCUCACCUGCCUCUAAAGUCUGGCCAGGCUGUCACACUGACUGUCAAUAUCAAAGUCAAGCUGGACUUCUCUGGUCAGGAGAACCUGCUGCAGGACCUCAAUGAUGAUGGGAUCAGUGUGACAGGCCUGCCAAUCUCCAGUCCGCUGCGCCAAGUCCUCAAACCCAGGCCCGAGACCAAGCCUGUCAGCAGUGAGUCUGGUAAAGCGGAGUACAGCCAUAUUAAGACUUUGGAAGCAGUGCUGAACUUCAAGUACUCUGGAGGAGCAGGCAAAGUGGAGGGCUACUACAGGGAACUGUCUCUGGGAGUCCAUGUUGAUGUGGAGCCUUCGGUGUUCUUCACCCGAGUCAGCACCCUCCCUGCCACCAGCACCCGCCAGUGUUACCUGCUGCUCGACAUCUUCAACCCAACAGAGCAUGAGCUCACCGUCAGCGCCAAGAACAACCAGGACCUGGUUCUCCAUGCCAGCGAGUGCCAGAGAAUGGCCAUCCAGGUGGACAAAUUUGACUUUGAGAGUCUGCCACAGCCGGACCAGGAGACAGCUCGCUUCACUAACCCCAAACAGCUGGAGGAGGAGCGACAGCACGCCCAGGGCUGCCAGAUCAACAGCAAGCUGGGCAUCCGUUGGAGCAUCCCCUCCCUGCAGCGCUCUGGAGAGGCCAGCGUGGAGGGAGUCCUCAACCAGCUGGUCCUGGAGCACCUACAGCUUGCUCCUUUGCAGUGGGAUGUGUUGGUGAAUGGGAAGCCGUGUGACUGCGAUGUCAUUGCCGACUGUAAAGUGGGUGACGCUGUAAGCCUGGAGGUGAAACUGACCAAUAUGAGCAAGAACUCGGUGGGACCCCUGGCUCUGACCGUGGUGCCCUAUCAGGACUACCAGAACGGAGUCCAAAACUACGAUCUUGAGGAUGCUGUUACCUUCAUCGGCUCCAACACCUUCUGCAUCGAUACGGUUAAACCCAGAGAAAGUGCUGUCUGUGUGGGUGCUCUGCUCUUCCUCUACACUGGAGAUUUCUACCUUAAUAUCAAGUUCCAGGACGACAGCGCUGGACGAGAGCUUCCCUUGGCUUGGUUCACUCUGCCCAGUGUUCACAUUAGAGCUCUGGACACUCCGCUACAGGCUGGGGCCUAGGUCCCAAAGGACCACAACAUCAUAGGUUUGAAUGAAGGAUGGAGGGGUUUGUUGUCUGUAAAUACAAAAGCCUUAGGAACUGAAUCACUUGUAAAUAUUGUUUUGUGAGGUUACAGUGUGCAUACAGUAGCGUGUAAGGGGAUUAAAAAUAUGAUCUUUAGAACUUUUCAAUUCUUUGUUUACAGGUUACACUCAGUUUACAGGUGUGGUCAGAAAGGCCCUAAAGCAAAUUCUAGAUAAUGUGUGAUUGCAUACAAAGACAAUAGGAAAUGCACAACUUUCUCUAGGCUUUAUUACUUCGUAAGUGUACAGAGAUGAGAGAAAAAAGAAGAGAGACUGCAGGGAAAUGACAGAAGUGGAAUUCCUGGUGAAUUCUGAUAUUUAAAAUCUGAGCCAAAUAUGAAUUCACAAAGACACGACAUUGCAUUAUAUUGCUUUUUAGCUAAAGCUACAACUAAUAUGAGUAUAUUUGGCUAUUUGGGGGCAAAUAAAAACAGACAACUCAAGUAAUGCGAGGCAAAAUUUGCUUUACUUUCCCAUCUGGACGCACCUUAAGUGGUCUCAGUAUCAGCAGCAUUUGAAACAGGGAAACUUUGGGCGGAAAACAGUUCAUUUCAGACGAAUCUCCACAGUCAGUGGACUCACUUUGGGAGGCAGAGUCUCAUUUUGACACACAAAUUUGCACCUCUGACCAAUAACAAACCACGCUGACAAUGCUGAUUUGUGAGGGAACGCAGCCAAGUGAGUCCAUAAUGGAGUAAGUUAUCUGAUCAGCUGCACUGCAUCAUUCAGUUUUCUAUAAACCUGAUCUGCCAGGUUAUAAGUUGCUCCAUAAAAAAACAAACUGAUACAGUCAACUGUUAGACAGGGAUGGGUUGUACCAAAGCUUUCCCUUGAAUUAACCUUGAUUACUUAUUGUCCAGUUAGCAACAAAGCCAGUUAGCUCGUUAACUGGCAGUUUGCUGAAAGGUAGCAGGCAAGCUAGCUCUGUGCCACCACACUGGAAUUCUUAUGAAUUUGACUGUCUUAGAUUAGCCUAGCAUUAUGUGUGACAUAUAAUUAUUGUAAAUAAAUGUUCCAAUAAGGCCACCUUUAUCCAUUAUGACAUUAUUCCAGACCUUUGCAUUUGUCUGUUCCAGCCGUAAAAGCUGUGUAAUUAUCUUUGUGUUCUGCCGGCUGAGAUGGCCUUUAUCGCCUCAGCAUUUUGGGAACCUCAAGUCUGACAUUCACCUACUUCAAAAUCCGUUAACAGUGAUCAUCAGUGACAAUCAUUUUUAUUUUAUUUAUACAGGGAACUGAACAACAUGUUGCUCUCCGCUGAUAUCUUGCAGUUCGUUGUUGCAGCUGGAAAUAUCAACAUCUGGAUCAUCAUUAGUAUAUUUACAGUCUCUGAUUGAAUAGCAUUGAGAUGUAUUAAACAUCAAAAUGUAGUAGUGUCACAGCAAAUCUAAGUGGUGGACACUUUGACCCAUACAUUGUGUCCCAGACCUCUCUAGAUUAUAGAUAGAUCUGUUUUAGUACUUGUGGCUGCACUGGGAGUUCAUCAGUGCACCCACAGCACUACGAAUGUACUGUAUGGAAAAGCGUUACUCAUUUUGAGUCCAUCUUUGAACCUGAAUCAGUCAUCUUCCAUUAACAAUCCCACUUCUCCAACCUCGUAGGUUACCACUGGCCCAGCCCAGCAGUAGCUAAUACAGGAUGUGUGAUGUAAACCCUCACUGCAGGCCCUUCCUCCAUCCCCUCACUGGUGAAGCAAAUAGGAAGUGGACGAUAAGGAGAUACUGAAGGAAGAUUAGCCUUACUGAACCUCUAAAAUGUCUUGGGGGGGGCUUGGUGAAGUAGCCUGAGGGUUUCAUGUGGAUUUAAAAGGGUGUUUAACACUGAGAGAAGGCACACUCACCACGAGGCAGAUCAGUGUCAGUAAGACCUGCCCCUCCUCCUGACCUGCCACAAUGGUGCUGCUUUGUGUGAAAUGAGAGCUCAAGUGUGUAAUAAUGACAGGAUCAGAGGCCAAUCGCUUCUUAUUCACACUGCUUGACCAUGAAACUGUACACCAAGAAUGAGUUUGUAUUUGUGUAAAGUAAUAGCAUAUAGAUAGUAGGGCAUGAAGAUUCAGUCUUUCAGUGUAACUGAAAUGUCAGUAAUUUGUGAAAUGUGAAGGAUCUUUCAUUCCAGUGAAAGCGUAAGAAAUGACAAUCAUCUUUUUCCCCAUUCUAGUGGUGUUUCCUCAUGAAGGUCACAUUUGAGGCUCAACGACAAACAGCUUUUCCGCCUGUAGUAAAUGUGGUAGUUUACAUAUGUGAAUAAUACAUCAGUGAAUCCACAGAGUUCAUCAGUUAUGCAUACAACGCAAACAAUACCAAAGUCAUGCCCUCAACGCUUAUCAGUUUAUUUAUCUAUUUAUUUAUUUGAUUAAGAAUGGAGUGUCUGUGUGUGUCUGUGUGUGUCUGUGUGUGUGUGUGUGUGUGUGAGAGAGAGAGAGAGAGAGAGAGAGAGAGAGAGAGAGAGAGAGAGAGAGAGGAUGUGUGCGUACGGGCUUUGAAAAGUCACGCAGUUC